GUUGUUUUCUUCGAGUUAAGUAUGCGAGUUUACAAAUUGUACGAGUUAAGACGAUACUAUGCUAACGCAUCAUCAUUAGCAUUUUACUUUGAUACAGCCACAGUCCUUUUAAUUACAAUUGUUCCAUGGAUAAUUUCUUAUGUGACUGAUGAUCUGUAUAUAACUUUUUACGCUUUUCCGGAAAAACCUACCAUCUCCUUCAGCGGAAAACUGCUGCUUUACUUAAAAAAGGAAGAUGAUUUUAUCUUCUACUCAAAUAUCGCGUAUGAAGAAACAUUUCCAGACUUGCUGUCCAAUUACAGACCACCUCAGACAAGUUUCUACACCCAGCAGGAUCCUGACUCAGGUGAAAACAGUGGUGUAAAUGUUCACAUCAGAGUUCCACUUUUGUCUUCAGAAAAGGUAAUUGGCCUUACGGUCAUACUACUGGUAGACGUAACUUCAUGGCGCUUUUAUAAUAACCACACUGAUGUCUCCAUAGUUAUCAAUAAGUCUUUUCAGUCACCUGUCAGUAAAGUUGUGUACUCUGGAGAUCUUGUGUGGUCCGAAAAUUACAUGGAACCCUUCGUAAAAUCAAGGGCUAAUUUCAAAGGUAAGACAUUCCCAAAACAAAUCUUUGACACAUACUCCAAUCUUUCGGAAGUUGGACUCUACUUACUUGAAGAUAGGAUUUAUGUCCCAACAACACUUGAUAGUCUUUCUGGAGAGUUCGAGCUUGAUUUCUCUGUCCACUUUUCUUCCCUGAGAAUUAGUACUAACCCUGGAUUUUGGUAUACUAUCAAGUUUGCAUGGAUUCAAUAUCUAUCGAUAGCUCUAAUAUUCUUUUAUUUUGCUGAAAAAAUGCGCUCAUAUGCUUAUGGUCAACAAAUAGUAAGAACAGUGGUGCAUUCAACCAUUCCAAUAUCGACGCAAUUAGAGUGAUAUUAUUGGUAAUUUUGAUGACGUUAAUUGUGAAAUAGGGUUUUUAACUCAAUAUGAAGCAGUUUAAGAAAGGA
Heterobilharzia americana is the source of this 995-nucleotide messenger RNA. NCBI's taxonomy places the organism in Eukaryota, Metazoa, Platyhelminthes, Trematoda, Strigeidida, Schistosomatidae. The record is from the annotation of a GenBank genome assembly.